Fundulus heteroclitus (mummichog) is the source of this 1635-nucleotide messenger RNA. RefSeq names its product Yip1 domain family, member 3 (gene yipf3). Lineage: Eukaryota; Metazoa; Chordata; Actinopteri; Cyprinodontiformes; Fundulidae. The transcript is spliced from 9 exons. The record is from RefSeq and is a predicted model, not a curated record. Gene Ontology annotation, cellular component: Golgi apparatus. The coding region runs from base 163 to 1188 and encodes 341 amino acids.
GCAGCCUCCACGCAGACUGCGUGACGUCAGCCUGGGUAGGAACAAAAACAUCGACUGUGAUCGGUUCCAGUCCGGCCUUGAGCCCGUCGCAGGUCCACCGGUACCAGAACCACCGUCUGUCCGAACUCCGUGACCCGGAGCUGCUGCUCCUGUAGCGCCACUAUGUCUGCCGGAACCGGGAGCAGGAACACGGAACCGUGGGGAGGGUUCGACGACCACCUCAUCCAGGGCGGCGGCGGUUCCGCCGUCAUCGACAUGGAGAACAUGGAGAACAUGGACGACACGUCGGGCUCCAGCUUCGAGGACGUGGGCGAGAUGCACCAGAGGAUGAAGGAGGAGCAGGAGGUGUCCGAGGAGGCGGCGGCCGCCGAGGACGACGGCGCCGAUGAGGGAGAGUUCCUGGGGAUGAAGGGCUUAAAAGGUCAGCUGGGACGACAGGUGGCUGACGAGGUGUGGCAGGCAGGGAAGCGGCAGGCCUCCAAAGCCUUUAACCUUUAUGCCAACAUCGACAUCCUGAGGCCGUAUUUUGAUGUGGAGCCGUCGCAGGUGCGCAGCAGACUGAUGGAGUCUAUGAUCCCUGUCCGCUUGAUCACCUUCCCCCAGAAGGUGGCAGGUGAGCUUUACGGCCCGCUGAUGCUCGUCUUUACCCUGGUGGCCAUUCUGCUGCACGGCAUGAAGACCUCCGGGACCGUCAUCAGGGAGGGAACCCUGAUGGGAACGGCGAUCGGAACGUGCUUCGGUUACUGGCUCGGCGUCUCCUCCUUCAUCUUCUUCCUGGCUUACCUGGUCAACGCCCAGAUCACCUUGCUGCAGAUGCUCUCCCUGCUGGGUUACGGUCUUUUCGGUCACUGCGUCGUCCUCCUGGUCAGCUACAACAUCCACUUCCACUUCCUGUUCUACGGCCUUUGGCUCCUGAUCGGAGGACUGUCCACGCUGCGCAUGGUGGCGGUUCUGCUGUCCCGGACCGUGGGCCAGACGCCCCGCCUGCUGCUGUGUGGGAUGCUGUCGCUGCUGCACAUGAGCUUCCUGCUGUACCUGCACUUCAGCUACCACCGGAUCCUGGAAGGGCUGCUGGACUCCCUGGAAGGACCCAACCUGGCUCCCAUGGAGAGGGUGGCCCGCGACGUGCCUGAGGUGACGCUCAACCUGACCACCAGGAGCCUGGGGGGCCUGGUGAGGGCCCACUGAGGGCCCACUGAGGGCCUACGAGGGGGCCCACUGGGGGCCCACUGAGGGCCCACUGAGGGCCUACGGGGGGCCCACUGGGGGCCCACUGAGGGACCACUGAGGGCCUACGGGGGUCCUGGUGAGGGCCCACUGGGGGCCUACGGGGGGGCCCACUGAGGGCCCACGGAGGGACCACUGGGGGCCUCCACGACCUCUACAUAAACUCUGAUGAGCUCACAGUGCGGUUCCCUCUGAGCCGGACCUGCUCUCCAUCCACAGAACCUUCUCAUGUUGAUCUGAUCACCGGUUCUAGGACCUUACUGGAGUUUCCUGUUAUUAUUUUAUUAGCCAGCGCUAACCUGCUAUCAUCCAUUAGUCCCAUGUUGUGUUUGAGGGAGUCAGAAACUGUGGGAAAUCCCAGCUUCUCUGUUCACUUCUCUAAAAAACUCAAUAAAAAUCUCCCAUUGA